Molecule: messenger RNA, 408 nt
Organism: Linum trigynum
Lineage: Eukaryota; Viridiplantae; Streptophyta; Magnoliopsida; Malpighiales; Linaceae
Source: the annotation of a GenBank genome assembly
AUGACCACUCUCCUUCAUCAACUCUCACCAAUCCAUUCACCAACUGGCCAACCCUACCUUUCCUCUCUUCCCCUGUCGUCAUCCCCUUCCUCAACACCAGAUUGUCGUCGGUCCAUCGUGCGUCCUCCUACGCGCGCGUCAGCCUUUGCCGCAGUGCUCGUCUUGCCUCGGCCUUCGCUCGUCUCGUCUCUGUCUGCCUUCGCCGUCGAGCUUCAUGCCACCAGCCAAACCUCCGCUCCUCCGCCCUCACACUUGCCUUGCCGCAGCUCGUCGUCGUCGAGCAGAGACAUGGAGACAGGCGACAAUAGUACAACAGACAAGCACUCAUCGGUCGCCCUUAACACUCACCUUGCCGGUCACCCUCCGAAAUUGGGAUUUGCAGAAGAAGAAGGCCAACGGUGUGGAUAG